GUCACGGGGCGGAGCCUGCAGGCAGUGGAGCAAUAGAACGGAGUGGGACCGGGUGGGCGAGGACUCACGGGGCGUGGCCUCCGCGUGGGCCCGCACGGUGUGGCAGCGCCGGCCAUUCUGUCUUGCAGGGUGGCAUGCGGCACCGCACGUUGGCCUCCGACCCGGCCCUGUGGGCCUCCAUCCCGUGUCCACGCUCCGAGCUGCGCCUGGACCUGGUUCUGGCAUCCGGACAGUCCUUCCGGUGGAGGGAGCAGAGCCCUGCGCACUGGAGCGGCGUGCUGGCUGAUCGCGUGUGGACCCUGACGCAGACGGAGGAACACCUGCACUGCACCGCUUAUGGAGGGGCCGGCAAGCCCACGCCGCGGGAGCUGGAGGCGGUUCACCAGUACUUCCAGCUGGACGUCAGCCUAGCCCAGCUCUACAGCCAUUGGGGUUCCGUAGACUCCCACUUUCAAGAGGUGGCUCAGCGAUACCCAGGUGAUUUUGCUGGUUGUUUGACUGCACACAGAGCCCCUGCUGUGGGACUGGUAUACAGCAGUGCACGGAAUGAGUGCCUGCCCCCGGGGUGCUCAGGGGUGCGAUUGCUACGCCAGGACCCUGUCGAAUGCCUGUUCUCCUUCAUCUGCUCCUCCAACAACAACAUCACGCGCAUCACCGGCAUGGUAGAGCGGCUAUGCCAGGCCUUCGGGCCCCGGCUUGCUCAGCUCGAUGAUGUCACCUACUACGGCUUCCCCAGCCUUCAGGCUCUGGCAGGGCCGCAAGUGGAGGCUCGUCUCAGGAAGUUGGGCCUGGGGUACCGGGCUCGCUACGUGAGUGCCAGCGCCCAAGCCAUCCUGGAAGGCCAGGGCGGGCUGGCCUGGCUGCAGCAGCUGCGAGCGGCCUCCUAUGAGGAGGCCCACAAGGCCCUCUGUGCCCUGCCCGGGGUGGGCACCAAGGUGGCUGACUGCAUCUGCCUGAUGGCCCUGGACAAGCCACAGGCAGUGCCCGUGGACGUCCACAUGUGGCAGAUCGCCCGCCGGGACUACGGCUGGCAGCCCACCACCUCUCAGGCCAAGAGCCCCAGCCCCCAGGCUAACAAGGAGCUGGGAAACUUUUUCCGGAGCCUGUGGGGACCAUAUGCAGGCUGGGCCCAAGCGGUGCUGUUCAGUGCUGACCUGCGCCAGCACCCCUGUCGUGCCCAGGAGCCUCAAGCAAAGCGCACGAAGGGGCCCAAGGGCCCAGAAGACUAGGGGGCCUGCCGGACCAGGCGUCUCUGCCUGCCCGCCCCCUCCCUUCCCAACU
Messenger RNA from Ochotona princeps (American pika), 1281 nucleotides. RefSeq names its product 8-oxoguanine DNA glycosylase (gene OGG1). Gene Ontology annotation, biological process: base-excision repair; base-excision repair, AP site formation; nucleotide-excision repair. The transcript is spliced from 8 exons. NCBI's taxonomy places the organism in Eukaryota, Metazoa, Chordata, Mammalia, Lagomorpha, Ochotonidae. The record is from RefSeq and is a predicted model, not a curated record. Gene Ontology annotation, cellular component: nucleus. Gene Ontology annotation, molecular function: 8-oxo-7,8-dihydroguanine DNA N-glycosylase activity; damaged DNA binding. Bases 135 to 1229 code for a protein of 364 amino acids.